This is a messenger RNA of Rhodotorula toruloides NP11, 1068 nucleotides long. RefSeq names its product High mobility group, HMG1/HMG2 domain containing protein. The record is from RefSeq and is a predicted model, not a curated record. The transcript has 5 exons. NCBI's taxonomy places the organism in Eukaryota, Fungi, Basidiomycota, Microbotryomycetes, Sporidiobolales, Sporidiobolaceae. Bases 1 to 1068 code for a protein of 355 amino acids.
AUGGCACUCGCGCGCACCCUCGCGCACUCGCACAUCCGCACCCUCGCUCUCGCACGCGCGCCCCAACUCGUCCACCGCGCCGUCGCGUCCUCGUCCCCCUUCCCCGCCGCCCGCGCCCUCUUCUCCACCACCCACCAGGCCCAGUUCCCGCCCGCCUCGUCUGGUGAGUCAAAGCCAGCGAAGAAGAAGGAGACCACCAACCUCGCAAAGAGCGCCGGGUCCGGGCAGGGCUCGCGCGCAGACAGGGACAGGGCAAAGAGGGAGCGCGAGAAGGAGCGCGACAGGAAGCGCGCUGCCCGCAAGGCCGCCGAGAAGAAGGCCGCCCAGGCGCGCAAGGAGCGCGAAGAGACGCGCAAGGCCCAGGCCAAGCUCAGGAAGGAGCGCGAGCAGGAGCGCAAGCACAAGGCCGCCGAGCGCGAGAAGGAGCGGCGCGAGAGGGCCCGCCUCCUGGCCCAGCGCAAGAAGGACAAGGCCCACGCAGAGCAGAACAAGCUCCGCUCCAGCCUCAAGCCCCCCAAGCGCGUCACCAACAAGUGGCAGAUCUUUGUCAACGAGUUCAUCCAGGAGCGCAAGGCGUCGCUCCCGGCGGGCAGCAAGAUGCCGACGAUCCCGACGCUCGUCCCCGAGGCCAAGCUCAAGUACUCGCAGCUGUCGUCCGCCGAGCUCUCGGCGCUCGAGCAGCGCGUCGACCAGGCUCGCGCCAACUACGAGCGCGAGCUCGCCGAGUGGCAGAAGACGCUCACGCCCGAGAUGAUCCGCGAGGAGAACCUCGUCCGCUACAGGCGCCGUCGCGCCGGUCUCUCGCGCAAGGCCAACCUCCACAUCCCCGGAGAGCCCAAGAGGCCCAUGACGCCCUUCUUCCGCUUCUGCACCGAGGUCCGCGAGAGGCAGGACCGUGACGUCCUCGGCGACGAGACCGUCAUCACCGAGCAGUCGAAGCUCCUCGCGCGCGCGUGGAAGGCCCUCUCGCCCGAGCAGAAGAAGUCGUACGAGGACGCGUUCAAAGCUGACAACGAGCAGUACAAGGCGGCCAAGGCCAAGUUCGACGCGCAGGCUGCUUCGGCCUAA